CAUGAUAAAUCGUCUAGAACGCUUUACGACACUGUUGACAGCUGUAGUACUUCUUGGCGAGUUUCUCUAGUUGGUGUCCGUUGCUUGCACAUUUCAAGUUAUGGUUUAAGUGUCCACCAAAGCUGCAGUUAAAUGAGUGUUUUUGAUUUAUUUCGCGGGUUCUUCGGGGUACCCGGAGGCCAUUAUCGUGGCCGGAGGGACCCUUUCUUCGAUGCCAUGACUCAUGACGACGAUGAAGAUGAUGAAGAUGGAUUCCACUAUGAUGGGUUCAGUGGGGACCAGCAGGACCCAUUUGACAGCGCCUGGAGGUUUGGCUUCAGUUUUGGCCCGGACGGGAUGCGGAUUCAGGACCCCCCGAUGUUUGGCCACGUCCUCAGGGAGAUGGAGGAGAUAUUCUCCCAGCUGGGUCGUUGGGAGGGACAUCCAGAGUCUGGACGCUUUGAUGUUCCCCACAUCAUGCCACCACCACCGUCUCAGGACAGAGCAGAGAGAGGACGAGGAAGCUCCAGUGGAAACCCUCUGAGAGACUUUAUGCUCAAAUAUCCUGACAGCGACACACAACAACGAUCCAGAGAGCCCCGAGGUGAUCACAGACCUUCUUAUGAGUCACCUGAAUUUCAUGGCCGGACCCCUUUUUCCAGGUUUAAUGAUAUUUGGAGACACAAAACUCCACAGGAGGAGCACAAAGGUGACAGAGAUCUGGACUCGGCUGUGUCCUCUGAUGGCUUGGAUCAGCUUCUGACGCCACCUGCUGGUCAGGCACCCAACCAGCCCAGAACUCGGUCUUUCUUUCAGUCUGUCACUGUCACUAAGGUGGUGAAGCCUGAUGGGAGUGUAGAGGAGAGGCGUACGGUAAGAGACGGCCAAGGCAACGAGGAGACCACGGUGACUCGCUCGGGAGGUUCUGGGAUUUCUGGGGGACCAGAUCAUUCGAAUGGACCCGUGCUGCAAGGUGAUCCCCACCGCUUCUCAGACUUGCGGGAUGAUGGCUCAUUAUUCUCCAGGUUCUUUGGAGGCUUUAAAUAAAAUGUGAAGGAGUUAUUAGAGAUGUGAGCUGGCAUAUUUAUAUUACGUACCAAUGUAUGGACAAAUAGUUUCACGGUCUUUCUUUGCCAAAACGAAUAUGUUGGAUAAAUUCUCGCUGGCUCAUUUAAGAUGAAACUGGAAGUCCAAAUUGAUCAUGCAGGAUCGAAGCUGCAGAUCCUGAAAGCUAUUGAUGGUGACACACUGAGACACAUGAGACGCUGAACAAUUCACGUUUCCAUAUUUUAUUUUUGUAUUGUCCUGUAGACAAGCCUGUGUGGAUGUGAGUGAGUGAAGAAUUAAAUAAAGACUCUUAAUAUAUGUA
This is a messenger RNA of Maylandia zebra (zebra mbuna), 1348 nucleotides long. It is a transcript of the gene hax1, whose product is annotated as HCLS1 associated protein X-1. Gene Ontology annotation, cellular component: sarcoplasmic reticulum; mitochondrion; apical plasma membrane. NCBI's taxonomy places the organism in Eukaryota, Metazoa, Chordata, Actinopteri, Cichliformes, Cichlidae. Gene Ontology annotation, biological process: regulation of actin filament polymerization; negative regulation of apoptotic process. The record is from RefSeq and is a predicted model, not a curated record.